Messenger RNA from Cuscuta campestris, 1065 nucleotides. The record is from the annotation of a GenBank genome assembly. Lineage: Eukaryota; Viridiplantae; Streptophyta; Magnoliopsida; Solanales; Convolvulaceae.
GAACAAAAUUCUGUCUUGGUCUUCAAAUUGACCAUUUGAAAGACGGAAUAUUCAUCCACCAGUCAAAUUACACGAAGAAGGUUCUGAAGCGGUUUUAUAUGGAUAAAGCACAUCCUCUCACAUCCCCGAUGGUUGUUCGCUCUCUUAAUGUACAUGAUGACCCGUUCCGACCUCGUGAAGAUGAUGAAGAAAUACUCGGUCCAGGAAUACCAUACUUAAGUGCUAUUGGAGCUUUGAUGUAUCUAGCAAACAACACUCGGCCAGAUAUUGCAUUCUCAGUGAACUUGUUAGCCAGACACAGCUCGACCCCAAGUAGGAGGCAUUGGAAUGGCAUUAAACACAUUUUGCGAUAUCUCAAUGGUACCAUCGACCUUGGUUUAUUCUACCGCAAAGAUGCCAAGGCCACUCUUGUUGGAUAUGCUGAUGCAGGAUAUUUGUCUGAUCCGCAAAAAGAAAAAUCUCAAACAGGAUAUGUGUUUACUUAUGGAGAUACCGCAAUAUCAUGGAGAUCGAUGAAACAAACUUUGACUGCCACAUCAUCAAAUCACGCGGAGUUGAUAGCUCUCUACGAAACAGGUAGAGAAUGUGUAUGGUUGCGAUCAAUGAUCCAACAUAUCCAGAGUGGGUGCGGUAUAAAAACAAUUACUAGUCAUCCGACUCCUAUAUAUGAAGACAAUACUGCAUGCAUUGCUCAAGUGAAAGGAGGUUACAUCAAAGGAGACCGAACAAAGCAUAUAUCACCAAAGUUCUUCUCAACACAUGAUCUCGAGAAAGAUGGAAAAGUUGACAUGAAGCAAAUCAAGUCCAGUGAGAAUCUCGCUGAUUUAUUUACAAAAGUGUUGCCCCCAAAGAAAUUUGAAGAACUUGUACACAAGAUUGGCAUGCGUCGCCUCCGUCAAUUAUGCUAAGCUGAGGGGGAGAAUUUUAUGAACUGUACUCUUUUUCCCUUGAUCAGGUUUUUAUCCCACUGGGUUUUUCCUGACAAGGUUUUUAACGAGGCAGUACAUAAAAUUAGAAUGGGUUACUAAACUAUGUCCAUUUCACGAAGUACUCAUCAUUAAUUGA